This is a messenger RNA of Gracilinanus agilis (Agile Gracile Mouse Opossum), 1565 nucleotides long. It is a transcript of the gene BCO2, whose product is annotated as beta-carotene oxygenase 2. The transcript is spliced from 10 exons. Gene Ontology annotation, biological process: retinal metabolic process; carotene catabolic process. Gene Ontology annotation, cellular component: mitochondrion. Lineage: Eukaryota; Metazoa; Chordata; Mammalia; Didelphimorphia; Didelphidae. The record is from RefSeq and is a predicted model, not a curated record. Gene Ontology annotation, molecular function: beta-carotene 15,15'-dioxygenase activity; carotenoid dioxygenase activity.
CAUUGGUUCGAUGGCAUGGCUCUGCUUCACCAGUUCAAGUUGGAGAAGGGGAAUGUGACAUAUCAAAGCAAGUUUCUGCAGAGUGACACGUAUAUGACAAACAGCAUUCACAACCGGAUUAUAGUCUCAGAAUUUGGGACCCUGGCCCUGCCUGAUCCAUGCAAGAAUGUUUUUGAGCGCUUCAUGUCAAAGUUUGAAAUCUCUAGUAAGGAAAAUUCUCUAUUUAGAAUUUUCAGGUAGAUAACAGACAACACCAAUGUCAACUGUGUGAGGUACAAGGGCGAUUACUAUGUCAGCACUGAGACCACCUACAUGAAUAAAGUGGAUCCGGAAACCCUGGAGAAAACAGAAAAGGUAGAUUGGAGCAAGUUUAUUGCAGUGAAUGGAGCAACCGCACAUCCUCAUUAUGACCCUGAUGGCUCUGCUUACAACAUGGGGAAUUCCUACGGGCCUCAUGGUUCUUGCUAUAAUGUUAUCCAGGUUCCUUCUCAGAAAGUAGACCCUGAGGAGACAAUCCAUGGAGCUCGAGUGAUAUGUUCCAUUCCUUCUGACCAAAAGAUGAAACCUUCUUACUACCAUAGCUUUGGAAUGACAAAGAACUAUAUCAUCUUUGUUGAGCAGCCCCUAAAGAUGAACCUGUGGAAAAUCAUCACUUCCAAAGUUCGGGGGAAGUCCUUCAUGGAUGCGAUUAGCUGGGAACCCCAGUAUAAUACAAAGUUUCAUGUGGUGGAUAAACAUACAGGACAACUCCUUCCAGAGGUGUUUUACAGCAAACCUUUUAUUUGUUUUCAUCAAAUCAAUGCCUUUGAGGAUGAGGGCUGCAUUAUACUGGAUCUAUGUUGCCAGGAUGAUGGUAGAGUUCUGGAUGCUUACAUGUUGCAGAAUCUACGGAAAGCAGGGGAAGGGCUGGACCAGGUCUACAAUUCUGUGGCAAGAGCUUUCCCCCGAAGAUUUGUUUUGCCAUUGGGUAUCAGCAUGAAGGCCUCCGUGGGACAGAACCUCAGCCCAUUGACCUAUUCAUCAGCUAGUGCUGUAAAACAGGCGGAUGGAACGAUCUGGUGCUCUCAUGAAAAUCUCCAUCACAAGGAUCUGGAGGAGGAGGGGGGCCUAGAAUUUCCCCAGAUCAACUAUACCCAAUACAACAGCAGGAAGUACAGAUUCUUUUAUGGCUGUGGCUUUCGGCACCUGGUGGGAGAUUCCCUAAUCAAAGUUGAUGCUGUGACCAAAAAAUUAAAGGUAUGGAGGAAGGAUGGAUUUUAUCCCUCAGAACCUGUUUUUGUUCCAAUACCAGGAGCCAAUGAAGAAGAUGGUGGGGUUAUUCUUUCUGUAGUGAUCACUCCCAACCAGAAUGAAAGUGCCUUUCUAUUGGUGUUAGAUGCUAAGACCUUUGAAGAGCUGGGCCGAGCAGAAGUGCCUGUGCCAAUGUCCUAUGGUUUCCAUGGCACUUUUGUUCCCAGACACUAAGGAUGCUGUCAAGGCUAUGAAGACCAAGUAGGAAAUGAAACACCCUAGUACAUCAGCACCCAGAGAUUUCUUCCUUAUUCAACCAAAUGAACCAAUAAACA